AGAAACAGCCACGAUGCACUGCUCUGUCCUGUGUUGUAUUACAACUGUAGAGGAGUAAAAUGGGGACGUGACGUCAUGUGUGCCGUCUAGUGCGAUGACGUCACGGAACGUGGCGUCAUGCGCGCUGGGCGGCUCGAUGACGUCAUGUCUCUAGUAUUUAAAGGGGCCCCGUGACGAAAGCGGGGUCACUGUGGGAACGGGUAGAGUGAGAAGGGUGGAGAGGGAACCAGGGGUAGAGAGGGAUCGACGAAGAGUCAGGAGUGAAGCCGGUGGUAGCCGUAGGAGGUGCUGCUCUUCCCGGUCGGUGGGGUUGGCAAGUGCCCCCAUCCGACUCGAGGGAGAGAGACUGGACCUAGCCGGGCUGGAUCAGGACUUAGUGUAGGACCCCUAACCCCUGGGAAGUUGUCACACCCUUUGUGUUAUUGUAAUAUACUUAAUAAACCUUUGGCGAAAGCCCUUACCUUCAAGCCGUCUUCGAGUCGUCGUCAGUUGCUCCUCAACAACUGGUUUCAGAAGUGGGAUCCUCAACAACUGGUGUCAGAGUGUCUGCGCUGCCGCCACCAUGUCAACAUCGGGAGCGGCACACAAGAACCCACUGACGGGACGAUCGGAGGAUGAAGACGGCGUGGAGGAGGUUUCGGCAGUGACCCCGGAGUCCGGGGCCCCGGUGACGGCCCCCGAGAAGAAGAAUGGGACGGAGCGGGAGGAGAAGGCGUCCGGGGGUGCCAGCGCUCCGCCGCCGGGCGUGGGGAGCGCGUUCGUGGGGCAGCUGGAGCUGCUCACGCAGGCGAUGGCGCAGCUCGGCGCCCGAAUCAACAUGGAGAAGGCGUCCGGGGGUGCCAGCGGGCCACCGCCAGGGGCGGGGAGCGCGUUCGCGGAGCUGCUGGAGCCGCUCACACGGGCGAUGGAGCAGCUCUGCGCACAAGGCAACGUGGUGAAGGCGUCUGGGAGUGCCAGCGCGCCGCCGCCAGGCGCGGGGAGCGCAUUUGCGAGGCAGCUGGAGCUGCUCGCGUGGCCGAUGGCACAGCUCUGCGCCCAGAUCUGCGCCCAGAUCGAGGAGGUGGAGGCAAAGGUGCGCGCGCUCGACACGCAUUUUGGAUGGGAGCGGCGGAUUCCCGCCAACCUGCUUCCCGCUAAUUUCAAGAUUGGCGCCAUGUUCCCGACGGGGGCUCCGCGGGAGGCGGCCGCCAUUUUGGCUGCGACGCCGCUGGCGGCGGCCAUGUUGGUUGGGGCACGGCAGGCGGCCGCCAUUUUGGCUGCGACGCCACAAGCGUCCGCCAUUGUUGAUGCGACGCCGCAUGUCGGCGCCAUGGGCGCUGCGGCGCCGCUCUCCACCGUGGGUGCCGCCAAGCACGCGAGGUCUGCCGGCGGCGACGCCGCAGCUCUGCACCACGCUGCGCCCGCCGGAGGGGGCCCAGGGGUUCACCCCACUGUCUAGUCUCCUCCUUGGCGGAUGCCUCUGAGUGGAUUGAUGUGUCCACAACAGGGACACACUGACUCGGCACUUCCUCAUCCCUCGGCACUUCCUCGUCCCUCGGAAUUUCCUCAUCCCUCGGAAUUUCCUCAUCCCUCAGCCAGCUGUGCGCCAGUGCCUCUGCUGGUGUCAUCCGCAGAGCUGGAUCCCAUCUGUUGAGACACAUAGAAAUAUAUGGCACACGUGGCAAGGGUGAUAAUGAUGUAAGUAUUUACGUGCAUUUUUUUCUCUUACUGUGUCCAUUAACUUACGUGUGUAUGUUCAACUUAUUUCGCACCAUACAUAGCCAACCGUGCCAAUUGCAGGUACGGGUGAAGGACAACAAACUACAUUCAAUCAUGAGUUUAAAAAAAGUAGUUUUCAAUCUAUAUUUAAAAGUUAAUUGCCCCAGUGGUGUUGUGGUUAAUUUGUGGUUCAUUUGUGGUAAGCACUUUGUGUGUAUUGAGUGUGAUGUAUUCGUUUAGCAAGUGUAAUCCAAUGCAGCUCCGUGAACACUGGACGGACAUGGUUGGAUCUUGCAAAUAAUCUUGUACAUGCUGCAGCUUCCUAAUGCUUUUUGCAGACGUCCCGUAGACUAGUGAGUUGCAAUAAUCUAGCCUAUACGCCACGAUGUUGGCUAUGUCAUGACUCAAUAGUGGCUGAUUGUGUCAUAGAGCCCUGAUUAAAAAAAGAAUUGCAGGACCUGACUAUAUAAAAAAGGGAGAAGCAUAAAUCCUCCACUAUUGGUGAUGACUGGCAGAUGAACCUUCUGUUCUCCCCACUGUGCCACCUUGAUGUAUUUUUCCCCCUGGUGGUCCGUCAUUGUGAACAUCGCUCCACCACCCUCAAUUGUUGUUGGAGGGUCAAUGCUUACAACUGUCCAGUAGCCUCAAGGUACGUGUAGCCUGGCGUUGCCCAGUGGCAUCCUUCACCGAGCCCCCUCCACAUACAUGAUAUACAUAUAUCGAUAUAUGUUCCUUUUAAGGGCUUUCAUGUUAGAGUAUGUGAGUCUAUUGGUUUCUAUAAGUGUAUAGAUCAUGUGAGUGUAUGAGUCUGGGUCUUUAUAUGUGUAUGGACACGUCAGUGCAUGUGAGUCUAUUUGUCUAUGUAUUUGUAAAUGUAUGGCUGAUGUAAGUGUAUGCAAGUUUGUGGGUCUCUAUGUAAGUGUGUGGACAUUAAGGGCCUUCAUGAUGGUGGGCAAUCUCAGGUGAAGCUAUGUGGCCAGAAGUCAGAGCCAUUCCCUGUUUACCUUGGG
Messenger RNA from Petromyzon marinus (sea lamprey), 2708 nucleotides. The record is from RefSeq and is a predicted model, not a curated record. Lineage: Eukaryota; Metazoa; Chordata; Hyperoartia; Petromyzontiformes; Petromyzontidae.